UAAGCCAUGGCACUUUCCGUGAAAGGGUUGACAUAGCCUAUAGGCUGAAUAUGACAGGUUGUGACAGGUCUUCAUAGACCUAGCUACAGUUUAGUUACCGGUUUAGUGAGCUGACAUCCUAAAAAUCAGAACGAAAUUGUGCGUUAACUCCACCUUCCCAAAAGAACGCCACUCACCGGAUAACUAAAGCUGACUAUUUUCAGUUCACUUCGAACCUCGCUCCUCCCAUUUCUAUCCUCAAAAGCGCGCAGUAGACUCGGGGGUCAAAACAUCAGCUUGAAACUAUCUCAUCGAUCCGAAGCUCUUUCUGCCACUGCCACUCCACACACCGGAUCGAAUGUCUUUUUCCCCGCAAACUAUGAUAGAGAAUAACCUAUAUUUUUAAAUGGCUUCACUGCCACUUGUCAAGGGACACGAUUAAAGUUCUUCGUCGACAACGUGGAUAAAAAAAGGAAUCAGAAGUUUGCUUUGAGAAAGUAAAACCUCCGGAGGGGUACAGGUUUUGAGCCGUCUCCCCUCCCUCCUGUCCCUCAUACAAUCCCUCCUAUAUCUCUCUCCAGGUUCUGUGGGGGCAGCAUGAUGACACCCACCCUCUUAGUGCUGCCAUCUCUUCUCCUCCUGUCCUGCAACUAUGUGGAACCACUGCCAACAGAUUGCCCAAAAGACUGCUCCUGCCCAACUCCAGAUUCAAUCUUCUGUUUCCAGCGCCGUGCACCUAUCAUGCCUUCUGGAGUGCCUGAACCCACUAAAAAUCUUUACGUAUUUCAGAAUGGCAUUGAGACACUGAAACAGGAUGACUUUACCAUGCUUAAUAAUUUGGAGAUGCUGGACAUGAGCCAGAACAAGCUCUCGGAACUUCCUGACAGAGUAUUCGUUCCAUUAACCUCGCUACGUAACCUGGACCUGUCUGCCAAUCAGAUUACACACAUUUCUCAGGAGAGCUUUGCUGGGCUGGAGCUUUUAGAAAGGCUUUACCUUUACAGCAACCUGAUCCAAACAAUUCAUCCUCAGGCCUUUGACGAUUUGGAGCAUCUACUUGAGCUCAAGCUGCAGGGGAACCAGCUGUUGUCACUACCUUGCCUAAAGAUGCCAAGUCUGCUGCUGCUGGACCUGCGCUUCAACUCCCUGCCUGUCCUGGGGCCAGGUGACCUACAGACUCCUAACCUAGAAUGCCUGAAGUUGGCUGGUCUGGGGUUAACAAGACUAGAUGAAGAGCUGCUGGGCGGGCUAUCCAAUCUCCAUGAGCUGGACAUCUCCAGUAAUAUGCUGAGCAUGUUCCCUCCAGUGCUGCGACAGGCUGGGGGGUUGAUUCGGCUAAGUCUGGCCGGGAACCCUAUGGAUCCCUUGCGCCUGGAGGACUUUGAACAGCUGGGAGAGCUACAAGAGUUGGACAUUAGCAACCUCAAGUUGCAGGGGUUUCCAGAUGGCUUCCAGCACCUUUUCCCCAACCUGAAGCGGCUUACUGUGGCUGAAAACCCCUUCAACUGCCUUUGCACACUGGCCUGGUUUCCUGGUUGGCUACGAAGCCAGCAGGUCACCCUUGGAAGAACACAAGAGACAAGGUGCCACUUCCCACCACUCAAUGCAGGUAAGGUGCUGGAGAGACUGGAACACAGGGACUUUGGCUGCCCGACCACCACAACCCUGACUCCUAGUACAGUGAAGACCACCACCAUCCAACCUUUAAUUCCCACCACUCUUCCUAGCACCACACAAGCAAUUCCUAGACCAGCACCUCCUAACCCCAGUCAGAUUCCCUUUACAGACAGCGACAGUAAUGAGCCCCCUCCCCCUGCACCCCCUUCUCCGAGUGAUGAUACAAACACCAACCAGGAAUUACUCCUCUGUCCCUCCAACAUCUGCCUGAAUGGAGGCAUCUGCCUUCUAGAUCAGCAGGGUCACCUGGAGUGCACCUGCCCCGCCCACACGUCUGGUACCUACUGUGAGAACGUUGAUGAUGAUGAUGAUGAUGAUGAUGAUGACCACAACACAGAGAAGGCUAAUGACAAUGACGUCACUCCUGAAGCAACUGUUAUCCCAGCAACACCCCUAGACAUCAGUCCACGCUUGGUUACCAGCACCUCUAUCCUGCUGGACCUACACCGUUACAUUGAGGCACGGCCCUACAUUCGUGGCAUUCGGCUCACAUACCGCAACUUGUCUGGCCCUGACCGCCGACCUAUGCACCUGAAUGUGCCAGCCACCUACCCAGAAUAUACACUGCGUGGCCUGCGCCCGAAUUCCACCUACACCGUAUGUGCCAGCCCACUGGGGGAGACCAUUGGCAAAGACAGCACAUGUGUAGAGGCGCACACACCGAGCCAGCUGGCUUCCACCACUGGAGCCCGUGUGGAAGAGCCUCAACUCACCACCAUGCUGGUACCAGCCCUCGCCAUCCUGCUACUCCUGGUCCUGAUCGCUGUUGCUGUGGGUGUGGCCUGCUACCUUCGCCAGAAGCGGGCCAAGGGCCACCUGGCUCUAGACUGUGAUCCAGCUCAGCUGGAGCUGGAGGGAGUAAAUGAGGGUGUGGAAAAUGGGGCGCUGCCACAAAAACAGGGUGAACCAGGCUCAGGCCCCCCCACCGUUCUGGGACUGAACGGGGGCCUGGAGUACGAGAUCCCCCUGAUGCAGGAACACUGUGCUGCCAACAACAACAUGGCCAUUCUUAAGCCCUCGUACUUCUGAUCCUUGACAGGCUCCGCUGGUGGUCACGCCUUUAGCUGGGUGAGGACAGCAUCCAUUCAGGGACCAGUUAGCCACGCACAUAAACAACCAUACAAAGAGGAAAAAGCAUAAAAGAAUAUGUACAUUUAGAUCGUUUCCUGUGCAAUACAGUGAAGAUAUGGAGGGUUAUUAGAAAUGGGAACAUUUAUCCUGUCCGCCCUCCAAUCAAACCUCUUCUGGGGUUUGUUUCUGUGAAUGUGUUGCUGUGCUGGCACUCUUUACGGAAAGAGAUGUCCCACACUGGCUUCAGCUCUAUAGCAGGGGUCACAUUUCACACUUCAACAGUAAGGCAAGGCAAGAAGUACAAGUGCCCUUGGGGAUGAGAGGAAAAUCACAUUCCUUUUGUGAUGCUAAUAAAUCCCUGAGUUCCUGCACUGAUAAGUACCUGUGAGUGGUGUGUAUGCCAUGGGGAUGCUUGGUUUGGAUUGAUCCCUGCCCUCACAACUGACUGAAUCUAUGAGGUAAGCAGUGUUCAGUUAUGUAGCAGUGCACAUUGCACCCCAGUGCUGCUCCAGUCGGGAGCAGUGCUACUCUCUGUGAACAACUAAAUCUCAAAAGUAAUGAAGAUGAGGAUUCCUGCACAGCCAUGAUGGCAGAUGCUUUUGAAGGCUGUGUCUGGCUCAAAGGCUAUGUGAAAUCAAAUGUGUGGUUUUUGUGUUUGUGUUUUGUGUUUUUACUGUUUGUACAUUUUGUAUUUGUUUUAGUUGUCUUUUUCUCUAGAUAAGGGACUGUAACCAGCCCCUUUCACCCUCACCCCAUACCUGGACCACAUGUGACUUUGCAGACAAAACAGCAGAUUAAGUUCUUUGAAGAUUAAAAAACAAGACUUGUAACACCAAGUCAAUCAAAGGAUUGUGAAUGACAGAUACUGAGAGGCUGUACAGGUUCGAAAAUAAAUCCCUUCUCUUUCCCUGGUCUUUGAGAACCCACACCGCCUUCUCCUUACACUCACAUGACCAGAUAGCCAGCAACAUUACAAAAGGCACAUGCUAAAGCAGUUGACUGAAAAACCCUAGUCUUUUUAUGUCUUUGUCCAAGCUGACACUAUUUUUUAAAUAGCUGACAGCUAUACAAGGCAGCUUGUAAAAGGCACAGAAAUAGAAACCUCCUCACUUUUAUCCAGCCAUUGCUUUAUUAACAGUGUAUGAUCCUUCAGCACCUCUGGUGCAAGAGCUUAUUUACCAUUAACUGUCUGUUUAGCCAUAAGACCCUGCUCAUUCCUCACCAACAAAGUGAUAUGGCAGGAACAGAUUCU
Alosa alosa (allis shad) is the source of this 3979-nucleotide messenger RNA. RefSeq names its product vasorin b (gene vasnb). Bases 577 to 2685 code for a protein of 702 amino acids. The record is from RefSeq and is a predicted model, not a curated record. Gene Ontology annotation, molecular function: protein binding. Lineage: Eukaryota; Metazoa; Chordata; Actinopteri; Clupeiformes; Clupeidae. The transcript has 2 exons.